Brassica napus (rape) is the source of this 982-nucleotide messenger RNA. RefSeq names its product ADP-ribosylation factor 4-like. Lineage: Eukaryota; Viridiplantae; Streptophyta; Magnoliopsida; Brassicales; Brassicaceae. The transcript is spliced from 3 exons. Gene Ontology annotation, molecular function: GTPase activity; GTP binding. The coding region runs from base 173 to 454 and encodes 93 amino acids. The record is from RefSeq and is a predicted model, not a curated record.
GGGACAAUAAGAGACGGUUUUGUGAGACACGUGUUGCCCUUUGGGCCUGUCUCUUUGAGAAGAGAGAGAGAGAGAGUUGAAGAUCGAUGGCUGAAGGCGCGAUGAUCCCCAGCAACUGAAGAAGAGAAGCCAGAGCUUCAGGCAGAGGCUACUUCCCUGGAGCCUUUCUUCGAUGCCUAUCAUCAGGCAGAAGCUGAAUCCUGGCCUCCAACGUCACGAGAUGUCUCUCCUCCGCCUCUUCGAGACUGUCUCCGAUGACUACGUCACACUUGCCCUCAUCCAGAUUAAAUUGACUGAUGUUACUGAUCCCAUGGUCAAUGAGAAGGUUGCUGAUCAGCGGGGGACUUCAGUGCUAGUUAACUUACUGAAACACUUAAUGGGUUUAUACAGGAUGAGCUGCGUGAUGUUGUUCUGCUCGUGUUUGCUAACAAACAGAAUCUUCCAAAUGCCAUGAACGCAGCUGAGAUCACCGAUAAGCUUGGUCUCCACUCUCUCCGUCAGCGUCACUGGUAUAGAUGAAACAUCUCAAUCUUCGUUUUGAUUUGUUCUCUUGCUUAUAAUGUUUCUCUGAUCAAUUUGUUUCUCUUGCUUAUAACGUUUCUCUUGCCUAACCGCAAUUUGUUUAAUUUAUUUUCUUCUUAUAUAUGUGCAAGUUGUAAUACUUUCUUCUAUGUUCUUGUGGCUUGAUUCUUGCAGGCGUAGAGGGAAAGAUUGUGGUUGAGCUGAUUUUGCUGGGCAAAUCUGGAUGCAGGUGCAAACAUUAUCUGAUUUUUUUUUAUUGUUCUGUUCUUUUUUUUUUGGUUUCGGGUAUGUGAAUUUGAUUUUGUGAUCGUUGUUCUGAUUGUGCAAGGAGGAGUUUCUUGCACGUAGAACAUAGAAACUACCUUUUUAUAUAGUUUGUAAUCAAAGAUUUACUCUACUUAUUUCUGCUUCACGUUUCAUUGUUGAGAUGAUCUUGUUCCCUGUCAAAACAUGUUGAGCA